CCCACCUCUCCCAGCCAUGCCGGGCCCGGCCGCCGACCGGGGGCAGGUCCCCUUCCGCGGCGCCAAGGAGGAGAUCGGGGCGAGGGGCGAGGGCCCGGGGCACGGCGGCGGCCCGCGGCGCGGCGUCGUCUGGAGGAACGUGGCCCUGAUGAGCCUGCUCCACUUGGCGGCCCUGUACUCCCUGGCGCUGAUCCCCGCCGCCCAGCCGCUCACUCUGCUCUGGGCCUACUUCUGCUUCCUCCUGACUGCUCUGGGCAUCACAGCUGGUGCCCAUCGCCUGUGGAGCCACAGAUCUUACAAGGCCAAGCUGCCUCUGAGGAUAUUCCUGGCUGCUGCCAACUCCAUGGCUUUCCAGAAUGACAUUUUCGAGUGGGCCAGGGACCACCGAGUCCACCACAAGUACUCAGAGACUGACGCUGACCCUCACAAUGCCCGCCGGGGCUUCUUCUUCUCCCAUAUCGGGUGGCUGUUUGUUCGCAAACAUCGAGAUGUCAUCGAGAAGGGGAGAAAGCUUGACGUCACUGACCUGCUGGCUGAUCCUGUGGUCCGAUUCCAGAGAAAGUACUAUAAGAUCACCGUGGUGCUCAUGUGCUUUGUGAUCCCCACGCUGGUGCCCUGGUGCGUCUGGGGAGAGAGUCUGUGGAAUUCCUACUUCUUGGCUUCCAUCCUCCGCUAUACCAUCUCACUCAACAUCACCUGGCUGGUCAACAGCGCUGCCCACAUGUAUGGAAACCGGCCCUAUGACAAGCACAUCAGCCCUCGGCAGAACCCACUUGUCACUCUGGGUGCCAUUGGUGAAGGCUUCCACAAUUACCACCACACCUUUCCUUUUGACUACUCUGCGAGUGAAUUUGGCUUAAAUUUCAACCCAACCACUUGGUUCAUUGACCUCAUGUGCUGGCUGGGGCUAGCCACCGACCGCAAACGGGCAACCAAGCCAAUGAUCGAGGCCCGGAAAGCCAGGACUGGAGAUGGCAGCACUUGAACCUGGAAUCACCAUCCAACUGUCUGCCAUCGACAUCUCAGUUCAUGGCUUUAGUUACUAUUGUUCUCUUGUUCAUUGGAUGUGGGAGGGGGUAGAGAGUAGAGAGGGAAUAGAAUCUAUGUGCUUUGGGAACUUUUUGUUUGUCUCAAAAUAAUUGUCAACUAUCAAUGAAAAAAAAAUUUAACGUCAAUGUAACUAUGAUUUAACAUUAGAGUGUGAACACACAAUUUAGUCGCCGUAGUUUUAGUAUGUCAAACACACAUGGUCAUGUGCUUGUACAUGAUGUUGACCCUGACAGGAUGAAGGAGCCUAAUAUUCUCUCGGUGUCAUUCAGAAGAGCAUUUGUUUUCUUUUCUACCAGUUAACCCAGUGCUGUUUUUCAACCCAUUAUCUGAAGGAGCUGAGAGGCAGGGUAGAAGACAAAAGAGAGGGUCAGAGUAACUAAAGAAUGUUUCUGUUUUGUAAUUACUAUGUGUGUGUUUGCUUUUGUUUUUUUAAAUAAGAGAAUUCAUCAUUUAAAAAAAUGACAGUACAGGAAAUGAGUCUCUUAUUCUUUCUGCCCUGUUUACAGCUUUUUAAUCCUCCACUGUCUUUGCUUCAGAAGAGAUCUGUCCACUGCCCAGCUUGUUUUGUGUCCCGAUUAUGCCAGCCAACCCUAUAAAUCAGUGCUUAUAUGGGUGUUUGAUUUUAUUCUCUUUGCUGUUGUCAUUUUAAAGGUGUAUAACUCAGAUGUGCCAGACAUAAAAUUAAGCUCAAAUUAAGCUCUCAUUUAAAUGUUUAGACACCUAAUUUAUAUUCUCAUUGAUCCCAGCCACUGAUGCAUGUACUUUAGCUACUCCUACUAAAUAAGCAUAUUAAUUUUCCACACCAGGCCAUCAGAUCUUAAUAACCGACAGUUAUCUAGAACUCAGUGUCUCCUAAUAUUUUCCCUGCAUGCAGCCUUCAUUGAUUUUGCAGCAAAAUAUACAGUGAUCAUUAUGUCGCUUCUGGAUUAAAAAUAUUUUCGUGUGUUAAGUUGCCUUGUAAAGAGCAUGUUGAAUAAAUGGGGCAGCAUGGCCUCUGUGGUGGUUGUUAAAGCAAAAGAAAGAUGUUGGAGCACUUUGAAGAUAGAUCUUUUCAGGAAAACUGUAGUAAUUUAAGUUUUUUGAGAAAGAAGUGAUACCAAUAGGAAAUUGUCAUAAUGAAGUUCUUCAUCCAGCAGGUGUUUAACAGUGUUAUUCUGCCAUUUUGCCAUUAAUAAUGUAUAACCAUCUAUGAGUGAUUUACAAUAAAUGAUUAUGAAUUUG
This is a messenger RNA of Nyctereutes procyonoides (raccoon dog), 2271 nucleotides long. It is a transcript of the gene SCD5, whose product is annotated as stearoyl-CoA desaturase 5. Gene Ontology annotation, biological process: lipid metabolic process. The coding region runs from base 17 to 985 and encodes 322 amino acids. Gene Ontology annotation, molecular function: oxidoreductase activity, acting on paired donors, with oxidation of a pair of donors resulting in the reduction of molecular oxygen to two molecules of water. The record is from RefSeq and is a predicted model, not a curated record. The transcript has 5 exons. Lineage: Eukaryota; Metazoa; Chordata; Mammalia; Carnivora; Canidae.